Peronospora matthiolae is the source of this 516-nucleotide messenger RNA. The record is from the annotation of a GenBank genome assembly. NCBI's taxonomy places the organism in Eukaryota, Oomycota, Peronosporomycetes, Peronosporales, Peronosporaceae.
AUGCAGCGCAUGCGCUUCCUGUCUCCUCGAUCGACUGCCAAGUUCUUCAGCGCGUUGGUCUCGGACAGCCGCUUCCUGGUCAAAGGAGAACUUACAAAGCUCGCUCCAGGAGCGAUUCCAGCCGUCGGUGUCGAGGCGCGUUUGACGCACGUCUUUUCGCUCGAGGACACUCGCGCCUUUGCUCAACUCUCUGGAGACAACAACCCGCUGCAUGUGGACGCCGAGUUUGCACGCAAAGUGGCAGCGAAGAGCAAACCUCUGGUCCAAGGUCUUUUGUCCGCCAGCCUCUUUGCCGCGAUCUUCGGUCGCACGAUACCGGGCGCAGUCUACGUCAAGCAGCAUCUGAGCUGGAGGCACCCCCUGCUUGUGGAUGAGGAGGUGACGGCGCGCAUUCGCGUGACCAAAGUCAGAAGGCGUUUCGUCGAGUGCGAGACCGUGUGCACGAAAGGCAGCGACGAUGCCGUUGUUGUUGUGGACGGCCAUGCGACGCUACUACUACCAUCUGUCGUAACUUAA